CAAUUAAAUUUCUAACUCCUUCUAUUGGAAAGUAUCAUUCAUUGUGAAAAUUGAUACAAAGUUACAGUGAUUUGAUUAUGUCGGAGUUCCACACCCAAAAUCUUGUUACCGUCGAUUCUCAACCUCCACCAGAACAUGAACAACAACACUUUAAGAUGGACGAUAUUUCUCUGUGCUGUGAUCAAAUACCAGAUGGAGAAGGCAUUGAUAUUCUAAAAGAUGAAGAUGAUGUAGUAAUUGAAUUAGAUUGUCAAAAUGAUCUUUCUGAAGGAAGAAAAGAAUUUCUCGCACCUGCUGUCGGAAUGGAAUUUGAGUCAUAUGAUGAUGCUUACAAUUAUUAUAUUUGUUAUGCCAAGGAGGUGGGAUUUUGUGUGAGGGUGAAGAAUUCAUGGUUCAAGAGAAAUAGUAGAGAAAAAUACGGUGCAGUGCUUUGCUGUAGCAGUCAAGGUUUCAAAAGAAUAAAAGAUGCUAGCAAUUUGAGAAAAGAGACAAGAACUGGUUGUCCUGCGAUGAUAAGGAUGAGAUUAGUGGAGUCUCAGAGAUGGAGGAUACGUGAAGUUACCCUCGAACAUAACCACAUCUUAGGUGCUACGAUACAUAAAUCAAUUAAAAAUAUGGGAAGUGGAACUAAAAAGAAGCUGUUGCCAAGUUGUUUUAAUGCUGAGGGGCAAACAGUUAAGUUAUAUCGUGCACUUGUGAUAGAUGCAGGAGGUAAUGGUAAUUCAAAUUUCAAUGCAAGAGACGAUAAAACUUUCUCUGAAUAUUCUAAUGAGAUGAACCUAAAAAAAGGUGAUGCACAAGCCAUUUAUAAUUUCCUUUGCCGUAUGCAACUGACUAAUCCAAACUUCUUUUAUUUAAUGGAUUUCAACGAUGAAGGGCGUUUGAGGAAUGUCUUAUGGGUUGAUGCCAGGUCCAGGGCUGCAUGUGGUUAUUUUAGUGAUGUCGUUUAUUUUGACAACACUUAUUUGUCAAACAAAUAUGAAAUUCCUCUUGUAGCUUUUGUUGGACUAAAUCACCAUGGUCAAACAGUGUUAUUAGGUUGUGGGCUGCUUGCAGGUGAAAUGCCCGAAUCAUAUACAUGGUUGUUUAGAACAUGGGUUACAUGUAUGUCAGGAUGUUCUCCUCAAACUAUUAUUACAGAUAGGUGCAAGGCUUUACAGAGUGUAAUUGCAGAAAUUUUUCCGAAAUCUCAUCAUUGUUUUGGCUUGUCAUUAAUUAUGAAAAAAGUACCAGAAAAAUUGGGAGGGUUGCACAAUUAUGAUGGAAUCAGGAAAGCAUUGAUUAAAGCAGUUUAUGAGACAUUGAAAGUGAUUGAAUUUGAGGCCGCAUGGGGAUUUAUGAUUCAACGUUUUGGAGUUAGUGAUCACGAGUGGCUUCGUUCCUUAUAUGAAGACCGAGUUCAUUGGGCACCAGUAUAUUUAAAGGACAAGUUUUUUGGUGGAAUGUCUGCGGCACGCCCCGGUGAGAGUAUUAGUCCAUUUUUCGAUAAAUAUGUGCACAAACAGACUCCUCUGAAGGAGUUUCUUGACAAGUAUGAAUUAGCUCUUCAUAAGAAGUACAAGGAAGAAUCUUUAGCAGAUAUUGAAUCAAGAAGCUCAAGCCCCCUGCUUAAAACCAAAUGUUCAUUUGAACUGCAGCUCUCUAGAAUGUACACAAAAGAAAUAUUCACCAAGUUCCAAUUUGAAGUGGGAGAAAUGUUCUCUUGUUUUGGUACGACUCAAUUACACGUGGAUGGUGCCAUCGUAAUCUUCUUAGUCAAAGAGCGUGUUUUGAUCGAGGGAAACAGGCGAGAGAUCAAGGAUUUUGAAGUUUUGUACAGUAGAUCAGCAGGUGAAGUUCGUUGUAUUUGUUGUUGCUUUAAUUUUUAUGGAUAUCUAUGUCGACAUGCACUGUGCGUACUCAAUUUUAAUGGGGUGGAAGAGAUUCCUCCUAAGUAUAUUCUUUCACGGUGGAAGAAAGAUUACAAACGCCUUUAUAUUCCGGAUCACACUUUUGGUAGUUCUGAUGAUACUGAUCGUAUUCACCGGUCUAACCAGUUAUUUAGAGGUGCCUUACAAGUUGUAGAGGAGGGAGUACUUUCUGUAGACCAUUACAAUAUAGCGUUGCAGGCUUUAGAAGAAUCCCUUAUUAAGGUCUGUGAUGUAGAACAGGGACAUGAUGGCGAAGGAUUUGAUUUGAUGAUGUUGGAGUUCCAGACCCAAAAUCUUGUUACCAUCGACGCCGCCGUCGAUUCUCAACCUCCACGAGAAGAAGAACAAGAACAACACUUAAAGAUGGACGAUACUUCUCUGUACUGCGAUCAAAUACCAGAUGCAGAUGAUGUACUAAUUGAAUUAGACUGUCAAAAUGAUCCUUCUGAAGGAAGAAAGGAAUUUCUCGCACCUGCUAGUAGAAUGGAAUUUGAAUCAUACGAUGAUGCUUACAAUUAUUAUAUUUGUUAUGCCAAGGAGGUGGGAUUUUGUGUGAGGGUGAAGAAUUCAUGGUUCAAGAGAAAUAGUAGAGAAAAAUACGGUGCAGUGCUUUGCUGUAGCAGUCAAGGUUUCAAAAGAAUAAAAGAUGUUAACAGUUUCAGAAAAGAGACAAGAACUGGUUGUCCUGCGAUGAUAAAGAUGGGGUUAGUGGAGUCUCAGAGAUGGAGGAUACACGAGGUUACCCUCGAACAUAACCACAUCUUAGGUGCUACGAUACAUAAAUCAAUUAAAAAUGUGGGAAUUGGGACUAAAAAGAAGUUGUUGCCUAGUUGUUCAAAUGCUGAGGUUCAAACAGUUAAGUUAUAUCGUGCACUUGUGAUAGAUGCGGGAGGUAAUGGUAAUUCAAAUUCCAAUGCAAGAGACAAUAAAACUUUCUCUGAAUAUUCUAAUGAGUUGAAUCUAAAAAAAGGUGACGUGCAAACCAUUUAUAAUUUCCUUUGCCGUAUGCAACUGACUAAUCCAAACUUCUUUUAUUCAAUGGAUUUCAACGAUGAAGGGCAUUUGAGGAAUGUAUUAUGGGUUGAUGCCAGGUCCAAGACUGCAUGCGGUUAUUUUGGUGAUGUUAUUUAUUUUGACAACACUUAUUUGUCAAACAAAUAUGAAAUUCCUCUUGUGGCUUUUGUUGGAAUAAAUCAACAUGGUCAAACAGUGUUAUUAGGUUGUGGGCUGCUUGCAGGUGAAACGAUCGAAUCAUAUACAUGGUUGUUUAGAACAUGGGUUAUGUGUAUGUCAGGAUGUUCUCCUCAAACUAUUAUUACAGAUAGGUGCAGGGCUUUGCAGAUUGCAAUUGCAGAAAUUUUUCCGAAAUCUCAUCAUUGUUUUGGCUUGUCAUUAAUUAUGAAAAAAGUACCUGAAAAAUUGGGAGGGUUGCACAAUUACGAUGCAAUCAGGAAAGCAUUGAUUAAAGCAGUUUAUGAGACAUUGAAAGUGAUUGAAUUCGAGGCAGCAUGGGGGGUUAUGAUUCAUUGUUUUGGAGUUAGCGAUCACGAGUGGCUUCGUUCCUUAUAUGAAGACCGAGUUCAUUGGGCACCAGUAUAUUUAAAGGACAAGUUUUUUGGUGGAAUGACUGCGGCACGUCCCGGUGAGAGUGUGUGUCCAUUUUUCGAUAAAUAUGUGCACAAACAGACUCCUUUGAAGGAGUUUCUUGACAAGUAUGAAUUAGCUCUUCAUCAGAAGUACAAGGAAGAAUCUUUAGCAGAUAUUGAAUCAAGAAGCUCAAGCCCCUUGUUAAUAACCAAAUGUUCUUUUGAACUGCAGCUUUCUAGAAUGUACACAAAAGAAAUAUUCACGAAGUUCCAAUUCGAAGUGGGAGAAAUGUUCUCAUGUUUUGGUACGACUCAACUACACGUGGAUGGUCCCAUCAUAAUCUUCUUGGUCAAAGAGCGUGUUUUGACCGAUGGAAACAGACGGGAGAUUAAGGAUUUCGAAGUUUUGUACAAUAGAUCAGCAGGUGAAGUUCGUUGUAUUUGUUGUUGCUUUAACUUUUAUGGAUAUCUAUGUCGACAUGCACUGUGUGUACUCAAUUUUAAUGGGGUGGAAGAGAUUCCGCCUAAGUACAUUCUUUCACGGUGGAAGAAAGAUUACAAACGUCUUUAUAUUCCUGAUCACAAUUUUGGCAGUUCUGAUGAUACUGAUCGUAUUCACCGAUCUAAUCAGUUAUUUAGAAGUGCCUUACAAGUUGUAGAGGAGGGAAUACUUUCUGUAGACCAUUACAAUGUAGCGUUGCAGGCUUUUGAAGAAUCGUUUAUUAAGGCCCGUGAUGUAGAGUAAAGAAAUGAGUAACAAUCAUUGUACUUUAGAAAGUUGAAUAAUUGGCAUGUUUCCUGAGUAAGUAUUUUCUUCCCCUUCUGUUGUUGAAAUAUCUUGAACACAUCCAUUAGAACAUUAUCUUUUUGCAGAGGAAAGAUAAAAUUUCUAGGAUAUCAAUUGAAUGAAUUAUCAUACUUUUGGUUAGAAAUUGUCAACAUAGGGCCUUACUUUUUAUGACUGCAGUGACAUUUGCUCCGAUAAAUAGAUUAGCAAGAUGUGGUAGUUCUUUUUUGUAUGAUUUUGGUGUUCAUUGUAUCAUUUACCUAGUUGAGAUUUUCAAGGUUCUUGAAAUUUUUUACUUGUAAUUCUAGUAUAUCUAUUAUAGUUGUAUUAUAAAUUCAUGUUACACAUGAAAAUGAAUUUUAAUGCUUUUCUCGUUCCAUAGUUUGACCCAUGAACUGAAAAAUAGCACAACUCCUUUUAUGUAAUAGCAAAUAGCAAUGUUAAAAGUGGAUUGAAAUUGUGGCGCAAUAGCACCAUAGCAAAGCGAAAUCUGAACAAACUGUUGCUUUGUGUGAUCCGCGAUUGACAACACAGUUUUGCAGUGAUGUUGGACUGGAGUUUAGCUGUCAGUUUGGUUGUUGCCCAAAUUCUUUCUUUAUAAUUGACCGACUCAUUGGUUGGGAAGAGAAAAGAAGGAUAAGAUGCCAAGUUUUUAAAAACAUCGGUGUUCUGUUUAGUUCGGUUAAGUUUGGUGACUGAUUUUCAUUUCAAACUAGUAUUAUUGUGGCAACUCUUGAAGAACCUGAGGUUAUAUUCUACUUGUAUUGAGACUCUUGUAUUGGGUUCUCCAUGUUUUGAGAAAAAAAUGGUGUAAUGUCAUUGAACUUGUAAGUUUUUUGUUAGUGCCCCCAUUGUCCUGUGACUUUUGUGGUUUCUUGACAGGCAUUUGGAG
Messenger RNA from Trifolium pratense (red clover), 5175 nucleotides. RefSeq lists its product as uncharacterized. Lineage: Eukaryota; Viridiplantae; Streptophyta; Magnoliopsida; Fabales; Fabaceae. The coding region runs from base 78 to 4241 and encodes 1387 amino acids. Gene Ontology annotation, biological process: regulation of DNA-templated transcription. The transcript has 4 exons. The record is from RefSeq and is a predicted model, not a curated record. Gene Ontology annotation, molecular function: zinc ion binding.